UGCCGCGCCCUUUCCUAUCCUCCAAGAACAAAGGGCAUGCAUCCAAGAACAAAGGGCAUGUGUCAACUGAUGAAGUCGAUGCAGCUGCAACACUUUGUUCCCUUGUCCCAAUGACCCAAGAUCCUCACCAAGGUUACUCAGGAGAAAAGCAAAGACUCGCAAAGAAGAGGCUGAGGUCACCGUUACUGGUGCCCAUAGUGGGAUCCCCAGGGGUUAAUGUCGUGUUAUCUCAGGCAUCUCCAAGAUUAGGUGUGAAACGAUCGUCGCUAACACUGCCUCAGAUUCCUCGUCUUUCACAUAAAAGAAAAAGAAGGAAACUUAAAUCUGAAAUCUGGAAUGAUUAUGAUCCUGUGUAUGACGGCAACAAAAUCAAGGAAGCACACUGUAAAUAUUGCAAGAGAGUUUUUAUUUAUACAAGAAUAGCUGGUACUAGUCAAUGCAUCAGGCAUUUGUUAGUUUGUGAGGAAAGAGCCAAGGUCAAUGAGUUUCUCGACUCGGUUAAAUCAGCCAUGCCACAACCUAAUCCAAACAGUGAACUGUAUAAUGGUAGUGAACAUCAGUUUUUGUCAAGUUUCAGGACCUGA
This is a messenger RNA of Triticum aestivum (bread wheat), 584 nucleotides long. RefSeq lists its product as uncharacterized. The coding region runs from base 111 to 584 and encodes 157 amino acids. The transcript has 5 exons. Gene Ontology annotation, molecular function: sequence-specific double-stranded DNA binding. Gene Ontology annotation, biological process: regulation of transcription by RNA polymerase II. Gene Ontology annotation, cellular component: nucleus. Lineage: Eukaryota; Viridiplantae; Streptophyta; Magnoliopsida; Poales; Poaceae. The record is from RefSeq and is a predicted model, not a curated record.